Molecule: messenger RNA, 348 nt
Organism: Angiostrongylus costaricensis
Lineage: Eukaryota; Metazoa; Nematoda; Chromadorea; Rhabditida; Metastrongylidae
Source: the annotation of a GenBank genome assembly
AUGUUAUGUGGAUUCGGAUGUGACGUUUCGCCGAAGGUCGUACAGGCUGUGAUGCGAUCAUCCGAUAAGAGCGGUGACGGCGAGAUUGACUUCGAGGAAUUUCUCGCCGCUAUCACGUCAAAAAUUAAGUUAAAUGACUGCAAAGCUGAUAUACACGCUAUGUUUGAUAAAUUCGACAGGAAUAAAGAUGGAUUGCUUUCCGCUGAAGAAUUGGUAGUAGCAUGGAGUGAAACGUUAAAGACGAAAAUAACUGUCAAAGAAGCCGCUGCAUUAAUACAACAGGCAGAUACCGACGGAAAAGGAGCCGUAACUGUGAACGAAUUUAUCACAAUGUGUCAAACUGUUUGA